GCGACUUUGGGUUGAACUCGACUGGCGCUUCGUAAAUGCGGUUUUAAGGUUCCCACGUCAGAUCGAACGACCCGUUUGGAAAAUGUAACGAUUAACCCCCGUUUUGGGCUCAAGAUUUUGAAUCGUAGUGGCGGAGGGAAAUAAAACUCUCUGCGAAAUCGCAACUGUGGCUUCUUCAUCUUCUAGGGUUUCCAAAUCCCCGAUCUAUCUGUGAUCAAAAAAUGAACAAGGAGAAUGCGGAUGCAGCAGAAACUCCAGGAGGAGGAAUGUCAGAGGAACAGAGAGCUCGAAUUUCCCAAAAGUUCAGAGCAGCCAAGGCCCUCCUCUCCCGCAAAAGACCUCGCCGCUCCACCACCCCCAACACCUCCCUUCACUCUCCUCGAACAAUUGAGGAUACGAAGAGAAUUGAAUCUCCAGCUCAGGUAACGGACGUCAAAAGAUUCCCUCUUUCAGAGAUUUCAACGAACACUCGGUCCCCAGCUUCCGUUAAGGCGAUGAAGUUAGGAGAAGGUGAAUGCAACAACACUUCAAGUUACAGAGGCCUAUGGGAUUGUAAGAUUGAUAGUAGUCUGAGUUCAAGGACAACGUGCGUUGCUUUGGAGAAUGAGGCAGUUCCGUAUUCAUUUGAAACUCCAAAUAGACAACUGGAGUGUACUAGCAGUAUAUGCUCUGAGGGCAUAUCUGUUAAUAGGAUUGGAUCAUUUGAUGAUAGUUUAAGUGAAAGGAGAACGGGUGUGGCGGUGGAAACUCGGUGUGGAAUUAAUUCGUGUAUCGAUCCAGUGAGACAACUGCAGUUUUCUGCUUCGAGCAAGUCUUCACCAUCGUCUAUUGUUUUAGAUGAGGAUUUUGACGAGGCCAUUCUGGAAGAAAUUGAUGCUUUAUUUGAGCAGAAGGCAGUUAGAAAAUCAGAGGGUGAAGGGUGCAGUAGUAAUUUUCAAUUGGAUAUUCAGUCUGCUGAAGGGAGUAGUUUGGAUUAUAAGGUCAAUUUGAGUUCUGUUUUUCCGGACUUGUUAAAAAUUGAAGGAAUUUCAAAUUCAAGCGAGGACCCUGAAUGUGAAGUGGGGGGAGGGAAAAUUUUCCACACUGCUCAAAAUGGAAACAUGCCUGAGGAGUAUGUUAAGUACAUGGAUUCUCUGAAUGAUAGGCAGCGAGAAGCUGCUUGUGGUGACAUUUCUAUCCCUUUAAUGAUUGUUGCUGGACCAGGAAGUGGGAAGACAUCUACAAUGGUUGGACGCAUUCUGAUGUUGCUUAAAGAGGGCAUUGGUCCAUCCAACAUUCUGGCCAUGACUUUCACGACAUCUGCUGCUUCUGAAAUGAGAGAUCGAAUUGGAGCAGUGGCUGGGAAGGCAACAGCAAAAGAACUCCUGAUCAGCACAUUCCACUCAUUUUCUCUGCAACUUUGUCGUUCACAUGCUGAAAAGUUAGGUCGCACACCAGAGUUUUUGAUAUAUGGGCACGGGCAACAAAGAAGAGUAAUCAUUGAGGCUAUCAGGCUACUGGAAAAUGGAAAGAAUAUGCAAAAUCAAGAUUCUCACUCACUUGAUGAAGAGUUAAAAGGCGUAAAUUCUCCGGAAUAUUUUAAAGAUAAGUCAAAGAAAUGGCAGAAGUUUGUUGCUCAAGCUAAAGCUUCUGGAAAGACUGCUGAAGAUUGCUGUAAAGAGGGGGAUGCUGUAGGAGCGGCUGUUCUUCAAAAUUACGAUGACAUAUUAAGAUCCUGUAAUGCUCUGGAUUACCAUGACUUAAUUUGCUGUUCAGUGAAGCUGCUCAGCGAUUUUCCUGGAGUAUUUAAGGAGUGCCAGGAGUCAUGGAAAGCAAUUGUGAUAGACGAAUUUCAAGACACAAGUGCCAUGCAGUAUGGUCUGCUGCAGCUUCUUUCAUCUCAUAAACGUAUUACCAUUGUUGGUGAUGAAGAUCAGUCCAUUUUCAGUUUCAAUGGUGCUGAUGUAUGUGGAUUUGAUUCAUUUCGUAAAGAUUUCCCAAACCACAAAGAAGUGAAAUUAAACAAAAACUACCGUUCCACUCGUUGCAUUGUUGAAGCUGCAUCAUCUCUUAUAAAAAACAAUUUGAAGCGAUGCCAGCUAAAGAAUGUCCUUACUGACAAUUCUUGUGGAUCUAAGAUUACUGUAAAGGAAUGUUGUAAUGAGGAUGCACAGUGUGCAUUCGUUGUUGAUAAGAUCUUACAAAUUUCUUCAGAGGGUUCAUCUGCUAAGUGCACUUUUGGAAAUGUAGCUGUUCUUUACCGGAGGCAGGUGUCCGGGAAAGUGUUCCAAACAGCCUUUCGUGACCGGAAAAUACCGUUCAACGUUCACGGAGUGGCCUUCUAUAGAAAAAAGGUUGUGAGAGCCAUAAUUGCUAUGCUUCAAACAACAUUGCCUGAAUGUGAUGAUGGUCCGUUUCGCUGUGUCUUCAAGGCUUUACUACCUUUUGAGAAAGAGGAGAAGAAAAAGGUAAUUGGUCAUAUUGAUAAAGUUUCUACUGUAAGAAGAUCCAGCUUUAUAUCAGCUGCACGCGACAUAUUUACUGCAAAAGUUUCUGGGACCUUUAAAAGGAAUCAACUUACCCAAGGACGUAAAGUGUUGUGUACGCUAGACAUGAUAUCAAAACUUGUUCGCAGGGAACAAUCAAUUUCAGCUGUCAUAACUUCAGUGGCAAACAUGAUACCUCAGAAAUACCUUCUUGAACAACGAGCAGUUCUAGACAAUGAUGGAGGAAAAUUACUAAAUGAAGACAAUGACGUCAGACCUGUGCUCCAGUACCUGUUGGAUGACGUCUCUGAGUUUAUAUCGACACAAUUUACUGCACCAGAAGGGGCGGGAGAUGUGCUAGGAGAAGAUAAAGGAUGUGUUUAUGCACUUAAAGCUUUUAUUGAUUACCUAUCUGAGCGGGAGAGGGAAAAUUUCCACUCAAGGAGACAUGAAAACAAAGAUUCUGUCAGCCUUACUACCAUCCAUCAGUCAAAAGGCCUGGAGUGGGAUACUGUUUUCAUAGUCAAGGUAAAUGAAUCUGAGAUCCCUUUGUUACAUGAGUUCAAUGGAGUUGCGAAGGAAAAUUGUACUUCAAUUGAGGAAGAGCGGCGCUUGCUAUAUGUGGCGAUGACUCGUGCUCGAAAAAAACUUUUCAUUCUUUACGUUAUUAUGGACUCAAAUUGGCAGGUACUUCAGCCAUCGCGGUUUUUGAAAGAAAUACCUGAUCAUCUUCGAGAGAUCCAGGGCGAAGUGAAUUCAAAUGAUCUACAAAGAAAGGACCAAAAACUUAAAAAGGACACUGCCAAGUUAACUGCUGGUUUAUCAAGAGGAACAGAACUUCCCGAGGCAGAUUUGGUUCCAAAGGAUUCUGUCGAGAUUCAUGCCCAUGAAACUUCGAAAGAGUCAAUUGAAUCGAUCGAGGCAUGCCAUGGGAAUAGUUUUUUGAAAAGAUUCAAUGUGGAGGAGCGAGGUGUUGUUUCUCAUUUAUUCCAUCAGUGGGCCAAGAAGCCAGCAUUUCAAGAUCCAAGGAGGUUGCUUGACAAGGUUGCCUUUGCCAUUGAUGAACGUUUAAGACUGAAGAAAAGUACACACAAGGAUGUUAUGCGUGAGCUGAAGUCCUGCUUGAAGUGUGAUGAGGCAUUCCACUAUGCACAACAUAUUUUGAUGUGGGUGCAAAUACCUGCUGAUAAGCGUGCCCAUUUGAUGAGGGAGAAACAGGAACAUUUUCAGAAAUUGAGGAUUGAGAAUGCGAUGAGUUCAUCCUCUGCCACCCCUAAACAGAUUGCUUACUUACAGAGCUUGGGUUGCACAGUAGUCCCUUCAUCACGCCUCCAUGCUUCUCGUUUGAUUGAGCAAUACAAAUCGCUGUGAUGGCCACUGGAUAGUCGUACAGCUGCCUUGUUCUUUUUCUUCUAUUUACUUGUUUCCUGAAUGUUAUUUAUUGUAAUCAUUUGGCCACCGUUUAACAAUGGGUAUAGGGUUGCGUAAAUGAAGCUUUACCACCAUUUAAGAGCAAUAGUCAAGUUGAAAGUGAAACAAGCCCAGAAGAACCAUUCUUUGGAAGAUGUUUCCCACAGUAUUUUUCGUUAUAAAAAAGCACACCAUUAUUGGGCUUCCUAGAAAAAUUACAAAACAAGCUCUUCCAUGCUGUACACAAGUGUAUCGGGGGGGAAAUAAAGCAGGUACUAUCUUUACAUUUUCAUAACAGCUUGGCAAGUUUUUGUUUGGUUCUGCCAUGUUUAGCCUUAGCUUCAAGGUUUCCCUAAUGAGUUUGGACAAUUUGGAUUACAUAUAUGAUGUUCUCUUUGCACAAAAAGAUAAAUGCGGCAGAAGCUUUACAUCCAAACAGAAAAGAUAAGUGCACACCCACUGAACACGAAUAGGACUCCCUUGCCGGAACCAUCUCUUUGUGGGUUGUUCUGGAAGGUGUGCACGUCAGAUGUAAAUUCCUAAUCAAAUGGGUCAAUCCGCGGGUCAUGCUCACUUGCCAUUGCCAUCCCUGUACAGAGGCAUGUAGGGC
This is a messenger RNA of Rhododendron vialii, 4485 nucleotides long. Its product is annotated as ATP-dependent DNA helicase SRS2-like protein At4g25120. The transcript is spliced from 29 exons. Gene Ontology annotation, cellular component: nucleus. The record is from RefSeq and is a predicted model, not a curated record. The coding region runs from base 222 to 3836 and encodes 1204 amino acids. Gene Ontology annotation, biological process: recombinational repair. Lineage: Eukaryota; Viridiplantae; Streptophyta; Magnoliopsida; Ericales; Ericaceae. Gene Ontology annotation, molecular function: hydrolase activity; DNA binding; 3'-5' DNA helicase activity.